AGCGCAUGCGCCGCGUGCGGCGCGGGGCACGAUGCCGGGCGAGGCGGUGACGCUGCAGCUGGGGCCGUACGCGGGGAGCGCGGGAGCGCACUGGUGGGGGCUGCAGGCCGCCGCGCUGCGCCGCCCCGCCGAGGCCGCCGAGCUCCGCUCCUCCGCGCUGCUGCGCACCGGGCAGGCGCCGGGCGGGCGGGAGAUCCACACGCCGCGCCUGGUAGCGCUGGAGCUGAAAGGCGGCGCGGGCGCGCUGAGGACCGGCGGCGCGGGCGCGGAGGCGCCGGUGACCUGGAACGGGGCGGUCGCCGCUUACCUGGAGCGCGGCCCGAGCGGGGCCUCCGCGCCGCGGGACACCGGGAGCCGCACGGAAGAUGCGUCCUCCGGCAGCACGGGCAGCGCCGGCGCUGCGGCUCGAGGUCCAGCUCCUGCCCCUUCCCCACUCGCUGCUGCCCAGGAAGUUCCCUCCGGCAGCAACGUGCAGCUCUGGUCCGAUCACCUCAAUGUUCAGUUGCAUCCCAAGAGCCUCUAUGUCACCCGGCAGUACAUGCACGAUGGGGACUGUGGGUGUCUGGAAGCCUUUGCCCAAGGUGAAAGGCUCCUGCAGGAUCCUGCCUGCAUGGAGGAGCUGGAAGAUCGGUUGCACUACUUUGUUGAGGAGUGUGAUUACCUUCAGGGCUUUCAGGUUCUCUGUGACCUACACAACGGCUUCUCGGGAGUCGGUGCCAAGGUGACAGAACUGCUCUGUGAUGAGUAUUCAGGAAAAGGAAUCCUGAGCUGGGGCUUGACUCCAGCCAUGAGUAACGUGGGAGAUUCCCAGAAGAACGUUUACAGACUGAUGAACACAGCGCUGGGCAUUGUCCAUCUCUCCACCCACAGCUCCCUCUUCUGCCCCCUGUCCCUCAGCGGGAGCCUGGGACUCAAGCCACAACCUCCUGUCACAUUCCCAUAUAUCAACUAUGAUGCCUCGCUGAACUACCACAGCAGCGCCAUCCUGGCAGCAGCACUCGAUACCCUCACUGUUCCCUACCGGCUCAGCUCCUCCCAGGGCUCGAUGCUGCACCUUGCUGAAACACUCAACUUCUCAGGGAGAAAGGUUGUGGCUGCGUGGGCUUCUGUUCCCUUUCCUGCCCUCCACGGCUCCUCCCUCCCUGAUGCUUUCUGCACCCACCAGCAGGAUGUGCCCUGGAAGCUCCUGGCUUCAUGCAGGGAGCAAAAGGGCAGCUCCUGCUUCGCUCAGUCCGUUGUGCUCCGAGGGGUUUGCAAAGACAGACACAGCAGCAGCUCCCCAGGAAGGCAGCCCCCUUCUCCCCUCCACGCCUGUGAGAGCACUGAGCACAUCCUGCAGCAUUACUUACACACUGUGUUUCCUGGGGCUUUCAGCACAUCCCAUGUGCUUGAGCAGCCGUGCUACACCCUACCUCCGUACCCCCAGUUCUUUUCUCCUCUUCUGAGCAGACAAGGCUUCCUCCUGGACAAACCUCCCACUCACUCCCCAGCAGCUGUUGAAAGCAUCCCUGUGCUGGCAGCCCUCCAGGCUGCCCCAGUUCUCCACACACUCCUCUACGGCUUGUACAAGGACCUGCAGAAGGUGAACACGCGGCGCUGGGCCAGUUUCUUCUCUGCUGGAGUAGAGCAGGAUGACUUCCAGGAGGCCUUACACAAGCUAAGAACUCUCUCCCAGUGCUAUGAGACAGAGUUUGAAGCAGAUGAAUCUGAAGAUGAAGCAGAUUCAGACUAACUCAGCUUUAUUACUAGAGCGUGGAAGGAAGAAUCGCUUUCGCUCGCUUUCAGAAUAAAGGGAAUGGCUUUUGGGAUGGCC
Strigops habroptila (Kakapo) is the source of this 1813-nucleotide messenger RNA. RefSeq names its product misato mitochondrial distribution and morphology regulator 1 (gene MSTO1). The record is from RefSeq and is a predicted model, not a curated record. Bases 32 to 1732 code for a protein of 566 amino acids. Gene Ontology annotation, biological process: mitochondrion distribution. The transcript is spliced from 14 exons. Gene Ontology annotation, cellular component: cytoplasm. NCBI's taxonomy places the organism in Eukaryota, Metazoa, Chordata, Aves, Psittaciformes, Psittacidae.